CUGCUUUUUCCACUAUUAUAACCUUGACUCGUUUUUAAUGAAAAGAAGCAUACAUAUUUGGAUACUCACUUUUGCCCAUUUAUAACACCAGAGAGAGAGAUAUAGGGAUAGGGCGAGAGAGAGUUAUACUAAAGAAACUUGAAGGAGAGGAGGUUCUGAGUGAGAUAGAAGAAGGAAGAGAGAGAGAGAUGGGUAAGAGUAGUAACAUAGUUUUUGAUCGGAUUAAAGAAGAACGGCAGAUGUUGAGCUUUUUCAAGAUUUUUCAGAGGGCAGAUCUAUCCUCUGACUGCAUGAGAGCGCUUCCUUACAGCUUCAUAAGCAAAGUCUCUGAGAAAGACUUCUCUUACAAGAUGGUUAUAAGAGCGCAAUGGGGAAAGACAUGGGAUGUAGAAGUCUCCAAGAACCCGACAUACUACUACAUUGAGACGCGUGGAUGGGAUCUGUUUGUGAGUGACAAUGCUUUAGGACAAAACGAGUUCAUUACCUUCACUCACAGAGGAAAUAUGGUCUUUCAUGUCAACAUCUACGAGCAGAAUGGCUUAGAGAUGCGUAAACCUCGAAAAUUCCAGACGAUGGGUCCUUCUAGUGGGAUCAAGAAAGAAGAAGGAGAGAACAGCCUCAUAGAUGUGAAGAAGGAAGAGGAAAGUGAUGAAUCUCCGGGACGAGCUGAGUUCCUAGUUAGAAAGAAGAAGACUGAGGAUUCCAAAUCAUCAAAGAAGAAGAUGACGAGAAACAAAGUGAAGAAGAAGAGCAAGAGCAAGAGCAAGCAAGUGCUGGAUGGUGUUCCAGAGUUCAAAAUCACCAUAAGGAAAUCAUACCUCAAGUUCCUGGCAAUACCAAAACAUUUUGUGGAUGAUCAUAUCCCGAAUAAGUCUAAGAUUUUCACGAUUCGUCACCCGAAUGGUGGUUCAUGGAAGGUGCUUUGCUUGGUGAGGGAGAUUCGGACAAUCUUCUCAGGUGGAUACUCGAAAUUGGCAAGAGAGUUCCCUUUGAUGGUUGGUGACAAAUGCACCUUUAAGCUUAUCAAACCCUUCGAGUUUGUCCUUCUUACCUCCAAGAAGAACAGAGAGAAGAUGGAUCAGUGCAUGAUCGAUUGAGGAAUGAAUGUUAAGUGUCUUGCUUUCUUUCUCUAUGGAGACAUUUUAUGUAUGUUUUGCGUGCUUAUUAAUUUCGCUGAAACUCUUUAGCUUGUAUUUCCUGUAGAACUACUUAUGUCCUGAACUUCGUUGUAAGAUUGUUAUGCUAACAAAACUAUCUAUGUU
This is a messenger RNA of Arabidopsis thaliana (thale cress), 1262 nucleotides long. It is a transcript of the gene REM22, whose product is annotated as AP2/B3-like transcriptional factor family protein. Gene Ontology annotation, molecular function: DNA binding. The record is from RefSeq and is marked reviewed. Bases 189 to 1097 code for a protein of 302 amino acids. The transcript has 4 exons. Gene Ontology annotation, cellular component: nucleus. Lineage: Eukaryota; Viridiplantae; Streptophyta; Magnoliopsida; Brassicales; Brassicaceae.